This is a messenger RNA of Pogona vitticeps (central bearded dragon), 2509 nucleotides long. NCBI's taxonomy places the organism in Eukaryota, Metazoa, Chordata, Lepidosauria, Squamata, Agamidae. The record is from RefSeq and is a predicted model, not a curated record.
UCUCUACUCCGCACGCGCAGUAGCCGAUCCUCCGGCCGGUCUCGUUAUAUAGGCGCCUUGAUCAGCUGAUGCUCCCGCAUUGCAGACGGUGCAGCUCGAGAAGCAAGGAGAGGUCGGGAUGCAGCGCUUCGGGUUCCUCGUCGUCCUCCUCGGCUUCUUAGCAGCGGCUUUGGCAAGUCCCCUCCUACUGCAGAAGGAUUGCACAAAAGGUCCUGAAGUAUGGUGUCAGAACUUGCAGACUGCGUCCAACUGCAAAGCGGUUAAACAUUGUCGGCAAACUGUUUGGAACAAACCUACUGUGAAAAGCAUCCCUUGUGACUUGUGUAAAGGUGUUGCUGUGGCUGCAAAAGUCUUAAAGGACAAUGCCACUGAGGAAGAAAUAUAUGCCUAUAUGACUAAGGCAUGUGAGUUUCUUCCUGACCAAGAUUUGGUAACUCAGUGCAAGGACAUGGUGGAUGCUUACUUGCCAAACAUUCUGGAUAUGAUCAAAGAAGAGCUUGAUAACCCAGAAGUUGUAUGCAGUGCACUCACAUUGUGCCAGUCUCUUCAGAAGCACUUGGCAGAUAUGAAAUUGCAGAAGCAAUUUCAAUGUAACAGGAUUCCUGAACUGGACUUCUCUGAAGUGGCUUCUCCCUUCCUGGCUAAUGUGCCACUUCUUCUUUAUCCCCAGGACAAGCCUAAGCAAGAAUCUCAGGGAAAUGGGGAUGUGUGUAAAGACUGUGUUCAGCUACUAACUGACUUGCAGGAGAUGGUGAGAAGUAAUACAACAUGUGUGACUUCUUUAAUCAAUCAUGCCAUGGAAGAAUGUGAACGUUUGUUCCCUGACUUUGCUGAUAUGUGCAAGUCCUACAUCUCCCAGUAUUCAGAUAUGGCUAUCCAGAUGUUGAUGCAUAUGCAGGACCAGCCACCACAGACUAUUUGUGAGACGAUUGGAUUCUGUUCCUCUCGGAGAUCUGUGCCUCUUCAAACUCUGGUGCCUGCUAAAGUUAUUUCUGAAGUAAAGGUAGAACCAGUUGAGAAUAACCUGAGUCAAAGAGAAUCUUUCUCUCUGUGUGAUGCAUGUACAAUGAUGGUAGAAGAGGUGGCCAGUCUUCUAGAAAGCAAUAAGUCAGAGGAAGAAAUGGUAUUUGCAAUGGAGAAAGUCUGUUCUGUGCUACCUGAACAAUUCCGGGACCAGUGUAAAGACUUUGUGGAUAUCUAUGGGAAGGCUAUUAUUGACAUGCUGUUAGAAGCCACUGAUCCAAAAAGUGUCUGCGUGAUGCUGAAAUGCUGUACAAAUAAGGCAUUGCCUGCAGAAAAAAUUGUUUCAGUGCAGUCAGAAGUUGGGAAUUUUUGUGAUGUGUGCAAGUUGAUUGUUGCUUACGCGGACAAAGAACUGUCAAAGAAUGCUACUACUACUGAAAUCCAGACUUUUCUUGAAGGAGUCUGCCAGCUCUUGCCACGUUCCGUUAGUGAUCAGUGUAUUCAGUUUGUGGAUCAGUAUGAGCCAAUAGUUGUACAGCUCUUGACAGAAGUGAUGGACCCCACUUUUGUGUGUAGUAAAAUUGGAGUUUGUGUAAAAUCCACACCGUCUCUUUUGGGGUCAGAAUUAUGUGUCCGUGGCCCCGGCUACUGGUGUAAGAACAUGGAAACUGCAUCUCAGUGCAAUGCCGUUGAUCACUGCAGACGUCAUGUGUGGAACUAGAAGAAAUAUCAACCUUGGCUGACACUUCUUCAUUCUUGAAGAAACAAGAAGUGAGGGCUAGGCUAGCAAGAGCUAAAUCCUUCAUGUACUGGUUUUUCCACUCCCAGUUUCAUCAUCAUCCCCAAGCUCAAGUUUCUUUUUAUGAAUUGUUUGGCAUUAGUUCUGCUACCCUUGAAGGAUCCGUUGUUGACCUAACGAAAUUUCUGACUCUAGUUUUAAUUCCUUAUAAUUCAUCAGAAUAUGUGAUAAAUCAGCAACACUGGACAAUUGGUCUGAAUGUCUCUAAAGAGGAAUGCUAUAUAGGCUAUUAGCAAAUUUAAAGAUGCUACUCCUAUAUUUAGACUUUAAAUAUAGUGACUAAUUUUAAACACACUCUUGCUGGUGAUAUAACUUCCUCUUAAUGUGCAUCAGUGUGAACAUUCUUCAUUAAAAGUGCUGUUGAAAUAAUGCCAUUGUGAAUAGUUAAUUGGUUAAAAAAAACCUUAAAUUGUUACAGGUAAUUUGUUUUGAAUUAUAAAUUCAACAUAAAAAUGCAUAAACACAGAGGAAUAUCUUCUCUUCCACAUGAGUUUUUUGAAGAAGCAACAUGAAUGUGCCCAGAGUGUUUGCAUAACUACAGGUCUACAGGUCUCGUAGCCAUCAUAGAAUUUGCUAGUGUAUAUGGUCAGAAUUACCAUCUCCCUGACCUAACUAGCAGAUGCCCAUGUAACAGCUGUUUGAAUCAAGGCCUGCCUUGGAGGCACUACUAGUAAGCAAGGUUUAGAGGUAGGUUUAAGAUUUGUGCAGCCCAUUCUUUUAAGACUGACUAGAUUGCCAUGGUUAAAA